CUCAUCGUGAAAACACGCAAGAAAAAAAGUCUCUAAAAAAUAUUAGUAAAAUAACAAAUAGCUAAGAAAUCUCUCGAGUGGAACUACGGCAUAAGUGCAUGCAUAGUGAAAUUUCCGAAAGAAAGAAAGAAAAAAAAAUUAAAUUAAAUAAUAACAAUUGUGAAGCAGUAAGAAAAGAAAAGAAAUCUUAAAAGCUACAAUUAACUGUAAAGUAAUUACUCAAGUGUGGAAAGGAAUGAUAAAUAAAAUUGUUAAUUAAAAAUUUAUUUAACCGCGAAGACCCCUCACAGAAGUUGAAGACGAAACAUUUCCUAUUCAAUUCUUCUUUCUUGAUGUACGAAAAUUGAAAAAAAAAAUCACGGAAAGAAAUAAAUAAAUAAAUUGAACUAGAAAUAUAAAGCUUUAUUGGGCUCACUUUACAAAUCAACCGCAACCAAAAAAAAAAAAUCAAAAGGCAAGACAGAGAAAGAAAGGAGGAAAUCGAACGGAUUGAGAAGAAGCGAAAUUUACACAAACAUUUAGAAGUACCAUCUGCUACUUUAAUUUCAAACAAAUUCUCUUAUUUUUUUGUGAACUAUUUAAAGCAGUAAUAAUAGAAGAAGAAAAGAGGAAAUCCCGUGGAAGACUUUAAAGAAGCUUAAAAAAUAAUAACAGCAAAAAUGCAAGUCGAAAGUAAUAAUAACAACGGUCUUCAUAAUCGUGCACGUCUUUUUGCCAGAAUACCAGCAUCGAUUGAUCUUCGUUCGGUGACAAAUUGUCAAGCAGAAAGCGAAAAGCAUUGGAAAACAAAUCAAAAUCAAAACGGAAGUAACUUCACUAAACCUCUUCAUGUAAAGACAUCAAAUUUAGAAAAUUCUCUCGUUAAAUUAGAUUCUGAUGGAUUGCCUUUUGAUCCACGUGACUGGACACGACAAGACGUUAAACGAUGGAUCAUAAAUCUAGGCAAGUCAGAAGGAAUCCAUGACGUUGAUCAUAUCUCAGAGAAAUUUAAGAUGAAUGGUAAGGCACUGUGCCUGAUGUCAGUUGAAAUGUUUUUAAGUCGGUUUCCAACAGGUGGUAAAAUGCUUUACCGUGAUUUUCGCCUUCGACUUACGAGAGCAUUAAGCUUAUAAAUUCAUUCAUGAAUGAAUGAAUGAAUAUUGUGUACAUAAAUUACAUUUUUGUGUUACCCAUUCUAUUAAGAAUUUUUCUCUUAAUCUUAUUCUUUCAUAAUUUUAUUUUUAUCUCUUAUUUAAGACUGCUCAUUCACUAGCUAUAAAAUACAUCCAUUCAUUAGAAUUUCAUGAAAAAAGCUAUCAUCAAAAAAAAAUAUUAAUUAAG
Molecule: messenger RNA, 1320 nt
Organism: Chironomus riparius
Lineage: Eukaryota; Metazoa; Arthropoda; Insecta; Diptera; Chironomidae
Source: the annotation of a GenBank genome assembly